Messenger RNA from Carassius auratus (goldfish), 1140 nucleotides. Its product is annotated as probable thiopurine S-methyltransferase. Bases 97 to 948 code for a protein of 283 amino acids. The record is from RefSeq and is a predicted model, not a curated record. Gene Ontology annotation, molecular function: thiopurine S-methyltransferase activity. The transcript is spliced from 9 exons. NCBI's taxonomy places the organism in Eukaryota, Metazoa, Chordata, Actinopteri, Cypriniformes, Cyprinidae.
GCGUGUGACGUUGUGCGGGAAGCUACGCCCACUGCGCACAAACUCUUCCUGUUAUGAAACCGGUGCAUGUGAGCAAAGACUUUGAGAUAGACUUUGAUGUUGAAGCGGUUUUUCGGUUGGUUACUGAAUUGGAAAUGUGAGCCACUGUCUGCUACCCUGAAGAGAAGAGAAGAGAAGAGAAGAGAAGAGAAGAGAAGAGAAGAGAAGAGAAGAGAAGAGAAGAGAAGAGAAGAGAAGAGAAGAGAAGAUAUGUCUGUCCAGGAAAACCGAGUGAUGGCUUUGUCCGAGUGGGAGGACAGGUGGCAGGAAGGAAGAACUGGUUUUCACAGAUCUGCAGUGCACAAUUUGCUGGAAAACAACUUGGACAAAGUCGUAUGCGGAAGAAAGGAGGUUCGAUUCUUCUUCCCACUUUGCGGAAAAGCUGUAGACAUGAAAUGGUUGGCUGAUAUGGGUCACACAGUUGUUGGAGUAGAAAUUUCUCAAAAAGGAAUCAAACAAUUCUUUGCAGAGCAAAAUCUCACUUUUAAUGAAGAACCAGUACCAGCCAUUCCCGGAGCAAAGGUUUUCAAGAGUGCAGAUGGAAAGAUCUCCAUCUAUCAGUGUGACUUAUACAAGUUCUCCAGUGAUGUUGGAGGAAAGUUUGGAGGAAUUUGGGAUAGAGGAGCGCUGGUGGCUAUAAACCCAUGUGACAGGCAAAAGUAUGCUACUCUCCUUAUGUCCUUAAUGAACAACGACUGCAGGUAUCUGGUGGACACACUGGAAUAUAAUCCUGAGCUUUAUAAAGGUCCACCAUUUUUUGUAUCAGAAGAGGAUGUAAAAAAAUUAUUUGGAGGUGGAUGUGACAUUGAGUUGAUAGAGUCUGUAGAUGCCUUUGAGGAAAAGCACAAAUCAUGGGGACUGGAUUCAAUGACGGAGAAAGUGUACCUUCUCACUCCAGAAGCCCAAUGAUCAAUCAUCAAAUCUACUGGAUGGUUAUUAAAAAGUAAAAAUUACUUAAUAAUGCAAUAAAUAAUUGUCAAAAAUAACAUAGGGUUAAUAAAAGGCAAUUUGCAUUUUUCUGUUUUGAUAACAGUGGGCUGCAAGUUGAUGAUUCAGUAUUUCAAUGUAAUGCAAAAUAUUUUAAUAAAUUCCAAAUAUUUA